AUGAACAGCCAAGGGCCAGCCCGGAAAGCAGGGACACUCCUGCUGCUCCUGAUGUCUAACCUGCUGUUCUGCCAAAACGUGCACCCUCUGCCAAUCUGUCCCAACGAGAAUUGCCAGAUGUCCCUCCAGGAGCUGUUUGACCGGGUGAUCAUGCUUUCUCGCUACGUCUAUAAGCUGUCUACAGAUAUGUUCAUUGAAAUUGAUAAACAGUAUGCUCAUGACCAUGAGUUUAUUGCCAAGGCCAUCAAUGACUGCCCCACUUCUUCCCUGGCUACCCCUGAAGACAAGGAACAAGCCCAGCAGGUCCCUCCGGAAGUCCUUCUGAACCUGAUACUCAGUUUGGUGCACUCCUGGAAUGACCCUCUGUUUCAACUAAUAAGUGAAGUAGAUGGUAUUCAUGAAGCCCCUGAUGCUCUCAUAUCAAGAGCCAAAGAGAUUGAGACACAAAACAAGCGUCUUCUAGAGGGAAUUGAGAAGAUACUUGGCCAGGCCUAUCCUGAAGCCAAAGGAAAUGCGAUCUACUCUGUUUGGUCACAACUUCCAUCCCUGCAGGGAGUUGAUGAAGAAUCCAGAGACUUGGCUCUUUAUAACAAGAUUCGCUGCCUGCGCAGGGAUUCCCACAAGGUUGACAAUUAUCUCAAGCUCCUAAGAUGCAGACUUGUCCAUAACAACAACUGCUAA
This is a messenger RNA of Peromyscus eremicus (cactus mouse), 681 nucleotides long. It is a transcript of the gene Prl, whose product is annotated as prolactin. Gene Ontology annotation, molecular function: prolactin receptor binding; hormone activity. Gene Ontology annotation, biological process: positive regulation of cell population proliferation; response to nutrient levels; female pregnancy. Lineage: Eukaryota; Metazoa; Chordata; Mammalia; Rodentia; Cricetidae. The record is from RefSeq and is a predicted model, not a curated record. Gene Ontology annotation, cellular component: extracellular region. The coding region runs from base 1 to 681 and encodes 226 amino acids. The transcript is spliced from 5 exons.